Molecule: messenger RNA, 772 nt
Organism: Exophiala viscosa
Lineage: Eukaryota; Fungi; Ascomycota; Eurotiomycetes; Chaetothyriales; Herpotrichiellaceae
Product: ATP synthase E chain-domain-containing protein
Exons: 3
Coding region: 184-468 (94 amino acids)
Biological process (GO): proton motive force-driven ATP synthesis
Molecular function (GO): proton transmembrane transporter activity
Source: RefSeq, a predicted model, not a curated record
ACGGCAACGAAAACCGAAUUCCCAAAUAUUCUCUCGCAUUGAACUUUGAAGCUUCCGCAACAACAACUCUUCCCUCAGCACAACGAUACAGGGCGAUAGAGGGAGCACGUCCAUAUUUCGGAGUGCUUGUCGGAUUUUACUGCUGUACUCACGGCCGAAUAUUCCCACGCGCGCCCUUUCAACAUGUCCACCUCGCAAGGAGUCAACGUACUCCGGUGGUCGGCCCUGGCUGCAGGCAUAUUUUACGGAUUUACGCACCAGAGAACCAUCUCCUCAAACACCGCGGCCGCUCAUGCGCAUGCAGAAUACCAACAUAAACUCGACUUAAUACAAAAGGCAAAGGCAGAAUACGCAAAAAAGAACCUGCCUCCUCAGUCAAAGACAGCCAGUGGUGACAUCAUUACGGAUCCCAAUGACAAGAACUUCGACCUCGAGGCCUACCUGACGAAGUUAUCUGCGGAGAGCUGAAGUGAAUAACCCUGAAGAUAGUGCCAAAUUGGAAGGAGAUGGGAGCAAGGCAUGACAGCUACGGUGGACACAAUUAGAGAUGGCGCUUAUCUGGAGUUGAUAUCCCAACGAUCGGACUCAGGAACGGCACCCAUUGCCACUGUUGCGCAAGAAAAGUACCAGUAAUUCACCAAAGCGCUUGUACAUACAUCUCGGCCGGAGGAGAAUGCUGUAAAACUAUGGUCAAUACGUGGUGCUUUCAGCAGGGCUCAUGUUCUGUUCUGUUCUCUUCUUAUGCGACUCUGUUCAUCACAUGUGACGACCU